GAGAAAAAAGAGAAAGAGAGAAAGAGAGAAGAGAGAGAAAGAGAGAAGAGGGAAUGCCACAGGGCACGCGAGAGGGAACGCCAGAGGGAAUGCCACAGGGCUCGCGACAGGGAACGCCAGAGGGAAUGCCACGGGGUACGCCACAGGGCACGCGACAGGGAACGCUAG
Molecule: messenger RNA, 168 nt
Organism: Thrips palmi
Lineage: Eukaryota; Metazoa; Arthropoda; Insecta; Thysanoptera; Thripidae
Product: RNA-binding protein 25-like
Exons: 2
Source: RefSeq, a predicted model, not a curated record